This is a messenger RNA of Fimicolochytrium jonesii, 2307 nucleotides long. RefSeq lists its product as uncharacterized. The transcript is spliced from 7 exons. The coding region runs from base 1 to 2307 and encodes 768 amino acids. The record is from RefSeq and is a predicted model, not a curated record. Lineage: Eukaryota; Fungi; Chytridiomycota; Chytridiomycetes; Spizellomycetales; Powellomycetaceae.
AUGAACCCCAAGUACUUCCAAACAGCAAGGGGUCUUGGUGGCCCUGCAGUCUCCUUCCAUGGGGGUGUUUUCAUUCCGGAGAUGAGGACAGCAAGCAAGGAUAGCUGCAGACUGUACGAUCCCAGCAGUCUGUUAGAAGCCCUGGGAGUCCCGAAGCUUCGGGUCCGAUGUGAGAAAGGGCCCACGAUGUUCGUAAAAGCAAUGUGCUAUGGGGAGACACAGAGCACAUUGAAAACCUUAUGUUCGGCCGAUGGAAUCAAGGAGGUCCUUAUAAUGCAUGGGAAAGCUGUUAUUCGCUCCAUUUUAGCUCAGGGUCGUGUCAGUACUGCACUUCUUUGCCUUCCGAGUUCAAUUGGUGAAUCAGCUGAAGGUAGAGAGGACGACCCAGCCGAUGACAUGGAGAGUGGUUCGGACACCAUCGGGAGUGGUUCGAAGAACAUUUGGAGUGGUUCGGAGAACAUUGGGACAGCUGGACAUCCUUCUGGAGGCUUCCUUGCCCACCUCGUCACGAGGCACACCAAACUCCAAUCCGAACAUACCAAACUUGGAAACGACUUUACCAAACUGCAAACAACCUACACCAAACUGCAGGGGGAACAUGAGGAGAAAAAGCAGAGAGUUGAAUGCCUGGUCGACAAGAACAGAGCCAUGCAAGGAGAUCUUCUGCAGACUGGCCUCAUGGGUUUCCGAGGUUGGAAUGGGAGUCUCACCCACGAUCAGUUGCUGGCAAAAGGAGCACUGCCUACCAAGCGAGUCCUGGCCAACGACAAGAAAGGUGCCUUCAUCUUUGAAAAGGAGAACAAACAUGUGUAUCGAGCAGCAAAGCUCUACACUGAGUACCACAAGCUCACCGACCUUGAGGAUAUGGAGGUGAUUGACAUUGCUCUGAUGGUGAUGCGGGCUGUAGUUUCAGGAUGCCUGAGGCCCACUCACUGGCUCUGGGAAUUCAUCGCGAGUCAGUUACAGUUCUUUACGGUGAAGGACUACCGUGGGCGGAGAUGCAGCAUCUUCUCUUCUCGUGUUGCUGAGUUCUGGUUUGAAUUUGAGACCCGCUUUGGCGGUCGGGCUUACGAGUUUCUCGUCGGCAAAGGAUGGGCAGGAGUUGGGCGCAACGUGAUUUGUGCACAACACGCUCGGCUGCAGGAAAGUCUCGGAUUGCGCUACCUGGCCGGCGGCAUUGGGGUUGAUGAAACCGAUUACAGAAUCUCGACUGUUGAACAAGCCCUCAACGCAUUCGAGUUGAGCACACAGUUGUGCAUGGCACAAAUGAACGACGCACGAGACUUUGAAUACACAUGGGGCGACCCACGUUUGACGGUUCAAUUUACCCACUGGCUGCCGGAAUGUGAAAGCAAUCUCGUCGCCCUUCCAGCGCAGCUAACUGUGUACGCAGUCGGAGCGGAGAAACGGGUAACCACAAAACGACGCGAGAUCGAGACUCGUGCGAUUGCUUUUGAAGCAGGGACAUUGCUCACUGCACCUUCCAGUCAGCGCCCGGCAGCUGUGUUAGCAGCCUACGAAAGUGAUGCGGUCAAAACAAACAAUCUUUGCACCGCCGUGGAAAAAAUUCUUACCGAAUGCGCAAAUUGGCAGUUGAAGCUGGCGCAACCCCCCGACGUUACCGACAACCCCCUCGACCUUCUGCCGUCCACAUGGCUGUUACUGCAACACAAAGACGAAUUAGUCAGCCUAUGUCGGAAUGCGCUAGAGUACUUCCUUGCUGCACGGCUGCAUCUUUUGCCGAGGGCAAAGAAAUUACAGCUUUGGACCUUCGCCAACUCCCAGCGUUUGAAAUCACAGAUUGUCUUUGCCUGCUUUGUGGAAGCACCAAACCAUCAGCAGAAUACCGCAAUUCUUCGAGUUCUGCUCGAGGAAUUCCAGAAGCGCUCAAUUCCUGUUAUCUCUGUGUUGUGCGAUGGGGCAAGUCAUUCUCUUGCAACACGGGGGCUUGACCAGCCGAAAUUUAUUAAUGCGAUUUGGCGCGCCGAGCUGGAUGCGGUUGUGAAAGAGGGCAGGAAGAAAGCCGAGAUCGUGGAGUGUCUGAAGGAAGAGGCCCAUGAAUAUAUUCUGCAAUCCCGUGCUCAACAGUGGGAUGGCAUGCCCUACGGAAUCGGCACACGAUUUGUUCCACAUCUACCUGCGGGUUUGGAAACACUGCUGAGAAACUAUCGCAGUGAGGGUGCCCCAUUCUUUGCAACGCUACUUGAAACUCUACAUGUUUUUGGACGCAUAGACUUGGUCGGCAUCCCUGAGUUGCGAAACCUUCUGGAGAUUGUUGAGAUCUGGGCACUGACACAACAGGAAUGA